Molecule: messenger RNA, 1785 nt
Organism: Capsaspora owczarzaki ATCC 30864
Lineage: Eukaryota; Filasterea; Ministeriida; Capsasporidae
Exons: 5
Coding region: 65-1525 (486 amino acids)
Cellular component (GO): Z disc; nucleus
Molecular function (GO): transcription coregulator activity
Source: RefSeq, a predicted model, not a curated record
UUUUUUUUCUUCUUUUUUUCUGGCUUUCUUACAUCAAACAGACAAACAAACCAACAAACAAACGAUGGGUUUCUGUGCAAAGUGCGGUGAUAUCAUCAAGGGCGGUGCUGGUGCGCGAUGCCCGUGCGGCGGCAAUGCUGGAUCAACGCUCACAGACAUGAACGACGGCAAGGACAACCGCGGCGACUCUCACAGCAAUGCGUAUCUCUCGUCGGGACUUUCGCAAGGCGUCGAGAAAGGUCUGCGCAAGAUGGUUGGCAUGGCCGACGUGUCGUCCGAGUGCGACUGCGAGGGCUGCGGGCAAAAGCUGCGAGGUAACGGUGACAUUUUCCCCGGACGCGACGACAACAAGCCUUACUGCGAAUCAUGCUAUGGACAUCGCUUCAAGAUUGGCGAUUGCGAAAAGUGCCACAAGCCUGUCCUUGGCCUUGGCAAGCAAUACGUCCGCGAAGGCCCAAAGAAGAUCUGGCAUCGCGAGUGCUACGAUGGCCACGGGUGCUCGUCUUGCGGCGAGACCAUCAUGGGCCAGGGCGUCGACGUUGACGGUCAAAAAUGGCAUCCCCAGUGCUUCUCGUGCUACGAGUGCCGCAUCAACCUUGCCUCGGAGGGCUCCUUCUUCCCCGUCGACGGCUACAUUAUGUGCAAGGACUGCGCGCCCAAACACCGAACUGUCACUGUGACAAAGCAGCUUGGCGCAGCUGGUCGUGGUGGCAGCGGCAGCGGCAGCGGCAAUGGCGGCAACGGCGGAGGCUCGGGUGCCUCCAACCGCGAGCUGAACAACGCGGCGGCACAAGACCGCCAGCGCGAGCUGGAUGCUCUGCGCAACUCUGUCGACACCUUCUCAGUGUCUGAAAAGUGCGGCAAGUGCCACGAAGUCAUGUACGGCAACGGCGUCAAGGCCCCGAGCGGCGCCAUUUUCCACGACGACUGCUUCUUGUGCAGCGGCUGUGGCAAGGACUUCCCCGACCGCCGGUUUAUGGAGAAGGACGGCAAGAUUUGGCACUCGGAUUGCUUCAAGAAGGCCAACGCCGUUGGCUGCGGUAUUUGCCACCAGCCCAUCUCGGGCUCCAUGCUGGAGUACCACGGUUCCAAGAUCCACUCGGCAUGCUUCAAGUGCUCGGACUGCAACAAGAGCCUCGCCGGUCAGGCCUUUGCGGAAGUCAACAACAAACCAUGCUGCUCUGGUUGCGCCACCAAGAACACAAAGAUUGAGACGGGCAAAAAGGGCGGCUUUACCGUCAACCAGGUCACUGGCAACAAGGAGCAGCGCGAGUACGGUGGCAUGCGUUUUGGCGGCACCGUCACCAUGGAUCCCGGCGCGGGCCCUGCCUGCGGUCGCUGCAAGAAGCCAGUGUACGUUGCCGAGCGCGUUCUGGGCCCCAGCGGUGCACACUGGCACAAGGCCUGCUUGACAUGCCACGACUGCGCUACUCCGAUCGCCCAGUCGACCCUCACUGAGGUUCGUGGCGAAGCCUAUUGCAAUCUGUGCGCCGUUAAAAAGUCGGGCACCAAGCCUGUUUUCUGAGUGCUGGUCGACGGUUUUGUCCGAUGCAGCCUCUUUGUGGGAGGUUUUUUGACUCGUUUCUGUGGCAGAUGGGUUUUGUCUGUUCGUUUGUUUGUUUUCUGUUUCGGCUUCUUGUAAAGUUUCAUUGUUUUUGUUUUGUUGCGCUGCCUGCUGCUUCACCACUGCGCUUCCACCACCAAAUUGAAAAACAAAAAAGUACAUAAAAAAGCUUUAUACUACUAAAUUGUAUAAAUACAAUGCCAACGUUUGUUGUGCACGAG